Messenger RNA from Ipomoea nil (Japanese morning glory), 1195 nucleotides. RefSeq names its product cytosolic sulfotransferase 17-like. Bases 138 to 1076 code for a protein of 312 amino acids. Gene Ontology annotation, biological process: sulfation. Gene Ontology annotation, cellular component: cytoplasm. Lineage: Eukaryota; Viridiplantae; Streptophyta; Magnoliopsida; Solanales; Convolvulaceae. The transcript is spliced from 3 exons. The record is from RefSeq and is a predicted model, not a curated record. Gene Ontology annotation, molecular function: sulfotransferase activity.
AUCAAAACAAGCAUCAUCUUUUCUUUCUAUUAUUGUAUUGCUUUUCCAUCAUCUUCCAUCCCUCUCUCUCGCAUAUUUCAGUAGCAGGAGCAAACUCCAGCCAGAUAAGUCAUAUCAGGUGAUUCGUUGCUGUGCAAAUGGAGAACCAAGAUUCUUUCUCAGUAGUAGAAGAAGGGAAAUGGUGGGGAAGUAAACAAUUGCAACAAAUCAAUGGGUUUUGGUUCAUGCCACUUGUGGUCCCUGGAGUUCAACGAGUCCUGGCCGAGUUCAACCCAAACCCUAAUGAUGUAAUCUUGGCUUCAUUUCCCAAAACCGGCACCACAUGGCUCAAAUCUUUGCUUUACUCAAUCAUCUAUCCAUCCUGUCUUGAUUCCCUAGCCAAACACAACCCCCACGAUCUUGUUCCUUUCCUUGAAAUGCGAGUCUUCAGUGAAGGAUCGCCACCCUACAUCAUGCCACCACCCAAUGCUAAAACUAACAUUUUCAGUACCCAUAUUCCAUAUCAAUUGUUAGGAAAAACCUUUGAAUCCUCAGGUUGUCGUGUGGUUUAUGUUGCCAGGAACCCAAAGGACACCUUGAAUUCACUCUGGCAUUUCGUGAAUAAGUGGAAGGUAGCCGAGGAGGGAGAGUGGGGGUUGGAAGAAGCUGUAGAGAAAUUUUGCCAGGGAAUUGUACCUUUCGGAUCUUACUAUGACCAUGUGUUGGGGUAUAAAAUGGCGAGUUUAAAGAACCCUAAUAAAGUGUUCUUUAUUACAUAUGAAGAUCUAAAGAGUGAUGAUACAAAAACUCACGUCAAAAGAUUGGCUGAGUUUUUGGGUUGUCCUUUUGGUGAAGAGGAUAAUGACAAAGUGGAAGAGAUAGUGAGGAGUUGCAGCUUUGAGGUUUUGAGCAAUCAUGAUGUGAACAAGUCUGAGGAUUCUCAUACUGUUGGGACGAUGACAAUAGCUACUAAGGCCUUGUUUAGAGAAGCGAUUGUUGGUGACCAUAAAAAGUACUUGAAUGAUGAGAGUAUUAAAAGAAUUGAUGCACUCACAAAAGAGAAAUUUCACAAUUUCGGUAUUGCUUAUGGGGUUUAAUUAGUUUCUUUAAUUUGUUUGUGUGGCAUAUGUAAGAGCAUAGAAAUUGGUGUGUUUCUUUGCUUCUAUGGUGUGUGUAGAGAGUUUAAAUUGUUAUAUUUCGUUGUUUUCGUUGGCUU